AUGGGGGGGCCUUGCGCCCCCGCCAGCCAAGAAGCUGGCGCGCAGCCGCUGCUGCAGGGCACUGCGGGGGAGGCGACACCGUCGACACAGACGGGCCAGCCACCGCUGCCCAGUGAGGCAACGCAGGAGGAAGACACGGAAAAGCUCGACUGCAUCGCCAACGUCAAUGCACACAAGGAACGGCGUGGGUUGGCAAUGUCCGUGACGGCGUCGCUCGCAACUAUAAUUCCACCGGGCGGGAUGCUCUCCACCGUGUUCAACCUUGCCUCCAUAUGCAUUGGUGCGGGCAUCCUCGGACUCCCCGCCGCCUCCAACAGCAGCGGCGUCGUCAUGGCGAUUGUGUACUCUGCUAUC
This is a messenger RNA of Trypanosoma conorhini, 354 nucleotides long. RefSeq names its product amino acid transporter. The transcript has a single exon. The annotation marks the transcript as partial. Lineage: Eukaryota; Euglenozoa; Kinetoplastea; Trypanosomatida; Trypanosomatidae. The record is from RefSeq and is a predicted model, not a curated record.